AUGGAGAAGAACGCCAAGAUUGUCAUCAUCGGGGCCGGAAUAUUUGGGCUCUCUACGGCCUAUCAGCUUGCAUCAGAAGGUCACCGAAACAUCGUCGUUCUCGACCGGCACAUGCCACCAGUACCGGAUGGAUCUAGCUCUGAUAUCUCGCGCGUCGUUCGUUUCGACUACGCCGAUGAAGACUACCUUGGACUCGCCUACGAGGCCUAUGUGAAGUGGCGGGACGAUGCUAAAUACCAAGGCAUUUUCGAGCGCGCUCGAUACAUCCUUGUCGGCAAGACUAGUCCGUAUGGACAAGACUGGAUUACCAAGACGACAUCUGCACUCACUAAGAAGAAUCUGCCAUGGACAAAGCUUGAAGAUGCCGCGGCGGCGAGAAAGGAAUUUCCCGUGCUCUCAGGAGAGCUUGCGACGCCGGGGUUUUUUGGUUACCACAAUCAACAGGCUGGGUGGGCUGAUGCCGCUAAAGCGGUUACCCAGCUUCGGGAUGAUUGCUUCGAACUUGGCGUUUCCUUUAUCGCUGGUCGGAGUGGAACCGUGGUUGACUUCGAAACUGAUUCCCAAAAAAGCAUUAACGCAGCUUUGACACUUGAUGGUAACCGAGUCGCGGGCGACCAUUUCAUAUUGUCGACCGGAGCCUGGACUUCGGGCCUGGUUCCCAUGUACAAUUCCGUCUUGUCGACAGGCCAUGUUAUCGGAUAUGUUAAACUUACCCCAGAAGAGAUUCAGAAGUACAAAGAUCUCCCGAUCUAUGCAAACUUCUCUACCGGAUGGUUUAAUUUCCCUCCUCACCAAGAUACCGGUAUGCUCAAGAUGGCAAUUCACGGAUGGGGAUACACGCGUACCCCUAGAAAAGAGGAUAUUACUGCCAUUCAAGAACGACGAAACUUCGUCCCACAGGACGGUGAGACUCGUUUACGAGAGGGUCUCCGCGAAAUUCUCCCAGAACUGGCUGACAGGGCAUUCGAUAAACUUGCUCUAUGCUGGUAUACGGACACCCCGAGUGGCAACUUCAUUAUGGACUAUCAUCCGGACUAUGCCAACCUCUUUGUCGGAGGAGCUGGCAGUGGACAUGCCUUCAAAUUCCUCCCUGUGCUAGGAAAAUACAUAUCGCUUGCUUUGAAGAAGAAGUUGCCUGAGCAACUUGCGGAGAAAUGGCGCUUCCGAAAGGAGUACGUAUCGCAGACCGACACUUUUCUGGGUGACGGGAGCCGCGGAGGACCAGCUAGACGAGAACUGGACACCGAGGAAAAAGCCAAGCUGUAG
Messenger RNA from Penicillium waksmanii, 1266 nucleotides. RefSeq names its product NAD(P)/FAD-dependent oxidoreductase. Gene Ontology annotation, molecular function: proline dehydrogenase activity; sarcosine oxidase activity; flavin adenine dinucleotide binding. Bases 1 to 1266 code for a protein of 421 amino acids. Lineage: Eukaryota; Fungi; Ascomycota; Eurotiomycetes; Eurotiales; Aspergillaceae. The record is from RefSeq and is a predicted model, not a curated record. The transcript is spliced from 4 exons.